Acinonyx jubatus (cheetah) is the source of this 2412-nucleotide messenger RNA. It is a transcript of the gene SAP30BP, whose product is annotated as SAP30 binding protein. Gene Ontology annotation, cellular component: nucleus. The transcript is spliced from 11 exons. The record is from RefSeq and is a predicted model, not a curated record. Gene Ontology annotation, biological process: regulation of DNA-templated transcription. The coding region runs from base 53 to 979 and encodes 308 amino acids. Lineage: Eukaryota; Metazoa; Chordata; Mammalia; Carnivora; Felidae.
GCACGGAAGUCGGCUUCUUUGAGUCAUAAGACUGAGGCGCGCCGGGAGUAAGAUGGCGGGGAAGAAGAAUGUUCUGUCGUCUCUGGCAGUUUACGCGGAAGAUUCAGAGCCCGAGUCCGACGGCGAGGCUGGCGUCGAAACAGCGGGCAGCGCGGCUGAGGAAAAAGGUGGAUUAGUAUCUGAGGCCUAUGGAGAGGAUGACUUUUCUCGCCUUGGAGGUGAUGAAGAUGGUUAUGAAGAAGAGGAGGAUGAGAAUAGCAAACAGUCGGAAGAUGACGAUUCAGAGACUGAAAAACCUGAGGCUGAUGACCCAAAGGAUAACCCAGAAGUAGAAAAGCGAGAUCCUCAGGAAUUAGUUGCCUCCUUUUCUGAAAGAGUCCGGAACAUGUCGCCUGAUGAAAUCAAGAUCCCCCCUGAACCCCCUGGCAGAUGUUCAAAUCACUUACAAGACAAGAUCCAGAAGCUUUAUGAGCGGAAGAUAAAGGAGGGAAUGGAUAUGAAUUACAUUAUCCAAAGGAAGAAAGAAUUUCGGAACCCCAGCAUCUAUGAAAAGCUGAUCCAGUUCUGUGCAAUUGACGAGCUCGGCACCAACUACCCAAAGGAUAUGUUUGACCCCCAUGGCUGGUCCGAGGACUCCUACUACGAGGCAUUAGCUAAAGCCCAGAAGAUCGAGAUGGACAAACUGGAAAAGGCCAAAAAGGAGCGAACCAAAAUCGAGUUUGUGACAGGCACCAAGAAAGGUACCACGACCAACGCCACGGCCACCACCACCACCACGGCCAGCACAGCGGUUGCAGAUGCCCAGAAGAGAAAGAGCAAGUGGGAUUCGGCCAUUCCGGUGACAACGAUAGCCCAGCCAACCAUCCUCACCACCACGGCCACCCUGCCAGCUGUCGUCACGGUGACCACCAGUGCCAGCGGCUCCAAGACCACGGUGAUCUCUGCCGUGGGCACCAUCGUGAAAAAGGCCAAGCAGUGACCCGAAGGAGCAGCCCGGGUGGCUCGGACACUCUCCCUUCCAUCGAGGGGAGGGGCCGCUCCAGGACUUGAUGAGAGUGCGCAACCCGGGGACCGACGCGGCACAGAGGUGCCGCUUUGUGUGUUUCAGGACUGGGAUCUGCUCCCGCGACGCCACCCCGAGAGGAGCCUCCGUGUGCCAUCCCGGCCAGGAAAAGGACAUUGCCGCAGAGGAGUCGGGUGCUCCGGAGAGCGUCCGCACACCGCUUGGGGUCUGGUGCCCUAUUAAAAGUGCUGUGUUCUUACAUCUCAGCAUCUUGGAUGCAGUGGCCUCUGCUGUGGUCCGUUUUCAGGCACAUGUGGAAGUUCCAAGUGUCCUCUCCUCUUCCCUGUUGGGGUUAUUACCUCAGGGUAGGUAACGGAGUGGCCGAAGCCUGUGGCGCUAGGGGAGGCCCCGUGUCCCGGCUGUCUGCUGCCCUGAUCCUGAAACCCGGCUGGUUAUCAGACGAGAGCUGAGGCCUCUGCUCCCUUGGGGGCAACUGAGCCCUCUCGGACCACUUUUUGGACACACCCAGGCUUUUGAAGUCAGCCGGUUACCAGAAGGCCUGGGUUUGAUCCCCAACCCACAUAGCCAGAGGGGCCUCAGCGCCUGGCCAAGGUUGCCCCGGUCCUUCAGUGCCCGCCGAGCGCGGCCAGCAGGCUCCUCGCGGCGCGGGACAUGACUCACCUCCUGCGCUGGCCGGCGGCAGCUCAUUGUUUACGUGCGAGCCAGGCUCCUGGGAGGACCCUGCCACCCCACCUUUCCUGUGCCUGUUAUCUCUGCCCCACAGCAGCAUCUGGGCAGCGCCAGCGGCCGCCGGGCUCCUCUUGGGGCCAAAACAGAUUUCCCAGCCGCCGUCGGCCCGAAAGCCUGGAGGAAAUUUCGCUUGCCUUUCUUGCUGUUUGGCAGCUCUCCGGUCCAGCGGAAGGGCUACGUGUCAGAGAGGGAAGCCGGGCCGUGAAGAGCCGGGUUGCUUCUGUGGCACGGGCAGAGCUUUAGAACGAUGGUCCUCAAAGUGCACCUGGUAACUGUUGCAUGACCAAAGGAGUGUGGUGAUCCUGCCCUGCCGUCCCCGAAAGAAAAGUGGACUCACACUGGUCCCUUCCGUUGUCCCCCUCCCCUCCUUUGCUGGGACUUCGCGGCCCCGGAGAGGAGCUGCUGUGCCCUGAGUCCCAAGAGGGUCUCUGAAGGCUGGCUGCCCUGCAGCCUCCAGCAGGGGCACCUCCGUAGUGUGGGGGCUCUGGGGCUCGCGCGGGAGGCUGUGUGACACAAUGGGAGUGGCACUGGACGCAGACUCGGCCCCUCUGCCCUGGAUCCUGGGUUAAACUUGAAGUUGUGUGUUGGUUGGUGCGUCUUGGGCCAUUGUCUCUGUGAGUCCCCUCUGUCAAAUCACCGUAAUAAAGCUUUGUAAGGUG